Molecule: messenger RNA, 3010 nt
Organism: Chenopodium quinoa (quinoa)
Lineage: Eukaryota; Viridiplantae; Streptophyta; Magnoliopsida; Caryophyllales; Amaranthaceae
Product: phosphatidylinositol 4-kinase gamma 4-like
Exons: 2
Coding region: 967-2712 (581 amino acids)
Molecular function (GO): protein binding
Source: RefSeq, a predicted model, not a curated record
GUCAAACUAAAUGCUGUUAAUUAUCAGUUUUAUCACCCUGGCAAAAACAAAUUAAUACUAGUCGUUACCCAAAAUUAAAAUCAAUUAUGUAUCAGUCAAAAUUUGUACAUAUAAAGCCAACGGCUACCCCAUGCUCUCUCCUCCUCUCACUCUCUCUCCUUGCUCCAUUUUCGGCGACAAUUUCGUUUAUUUUCGAAUCAACAAAAAUUCUCAAUCCAAAAAAAUUAAAAAUGUAUCAAAUCCUAAUCUGGGUAAAAUAACCUGUUUUUCAAUUGUUCGUUAAUUGACUGACAUCUGGAUAUCUCUGGUUUCCCCCAUUAAUCCCCUCAUUCUCCUUCAUUUUUUCCUCGAUUCUUCCCGUUUUCCCUGGUAAGAAUCCAUUUUCUCUCUCUUCUAGAAAAUUAAUUUCCUCCGCUUUCAAACGCUCAAAUUUUUUUAAUUAAUUCAUUUUUGGCUUGAUUUUUUGUGAUUUGUUGUUAAUUGUCAACUGGGUAUGUCAUAAUUUUUCUGGGUUUGAUUUUAUUAUUAAUUUUUGAUCGAAGAGAAGGGAGAAUAGUUAAGAUUGUAGGUUGGAUUUUUCUGGGUCUAGCAAUUGAGAACUUCAAUUACCUUCCAUCUUAAUCAAUCAAGGUUAUACCUUAUUUUGUUUAUAAAUUUUUUUUUUUUUUAUUUUGGUUUUGCCCUUGUGCGUAAAGAGGCCAUAUAAUAUAUUUCUUCUUAAUCUGUAAAAUGUAAAUUUGAUCAUAGUUUUGUUUGAAGAAUUAGGGUCUUCUUUUUUCAUAUAGGGUAUUUUUUAAUUUAAUUUUGUUUGUUAUAUUGGCCAAUCUUCAAGGAAUUAGGCCAAUUCAAUUGGUUGUUCUAGGCUAGAAUCUUUAAAUGUUGUAAAUAUACUCAUUAAAAGAGAAAAGCUGAAAAAAAAAAAAAAAAAAAAAAGAAAAAAGGUUCUGGGUGUGUAAUUUAAGGACAAUGUCUGCUGGUGCUGGUAUUGCUUUGAGUUCCAUUCACGAAAAUAUGGUGCAUUUCCCAGGUUAUGCUGAUAACCAGGUGGAUUUGCACUCGAACGAGUCAAUUUUAGUAUAUCUUAGUGUUGCCGGAUCUGUGAUUCCUAUUCGGGUUUUGGAAUCCGAUUCGAUUGCAUCUGUUAAACUCAGGAUCCAAACUUGUAAAGGGUUUGUAGUUAAGAAACAAAAACUUGUGUAUGGAGGUAGGGAGUUGGCCCGGAAUGAUUGCCUAGUUAAGGAAUAUGGUGUCACUGGCGGGGAUGUGUUGCAUUUGGUCCUUAAGCUAUCUGAUCUCCUAGCCAUCAUAGUUAGCACUGCUUGUGGGAAGGAGUUCGAGUUGCAAGUCGAUAGGUAUAGAAAUGUUGGGUACCUUAAGCAAAGAAUCUUUAAGGAAGGAAAGGGAUUUGUUGAUGUUAAUGAUCAAGAACUCUUUUGUCAGGGUGAGAGGCUUAAGGAUCAGAGGCUAAUUAAUGAUAUUAGUAAGACCAAUGAUGGUGUUAUCCAUUUGCUGGUUAAGAGAUCAGCCAAAGUUAGGGCUAUUCCGGUUGAAAAAGAUGUUGAACUUUCGGUAGUGGCAUCGGAUAUUAGGCCUAGGGAUAAAAGUGAUGAAUGCAAGAAACCGUCUGUUGAGCUACGUCCUUUAUCUAAGAAGGCGCCUAGUAGAGAUUUUUGGUUAGAACCUGUGAUUGUUAAUCCUAAAAUUGAAUUAACAUCGGCAAUACAGGACUUAAUUAACUCAUCAUUUGAUGGCUUAGAUAAGGGUAAACAACCAAUUAGGUCCACCGAAGGCACUGGAGGAGCCUAUUUCAUGCUAGAUCCCUCAGGUCAGAAGAUUGUAGCUGUGUUCAAGCCCACUGAUGAGGAGCCUAUGGCUGUCAAUAACCCACAAGGCCUUCCCAUCUCAGAAAAUGGUGAAGGGCUGAAAAGGGGAACAAAAGUCGGGGAGGGAGCAUUGAGAGAAGUUGCUGCUUACCUUCUAGAUUAUCCAAAGGAUGGGCCUCGCUCAUCAUCUCGUGAUGUAGUAGGUUUUUCUGGGGUGCCUCCUACUGCAAUGGUCCGGUGUUUGCACAAAGGGUUCAAUCACCCAGAAGGGUUUGAAUGCACAUCGAAUGAUGUGAAGAUUGGAUCUUUGCAAAUGUUCAAGGAGAAUGAUGGUAAUUGCGAGGAUAUUGGUCCUCAAGCUUUCCCUGUGGAAGAAGUUCACAAGAUCAGCGUCCUCGACCUGAGGUUGGCCAAUGCUGACAGGCAUGCUGGGAAUAUUCUUUUCAAGAAAAAUGCCAAAGAUGGUCGAAUUGAGCUUAUCCCAAUUGAUCACGGCUACUGCCUGCCUGACAGUUUUGAGGAUUGCACAUUUGAUUGGCUAUACUGGCCGCAAGCCCGUCAAUCCUUCUCACCGGAGACCAUUAAGUACAUUAAAUCACUUGAUGCUGAACAAGACCUUGCUUUGUUGAAGUUUCAUGGUUGGGAUGUACCUAUUGAGUGUGCUCGUACUCUACGCAUCUCCACGAUGUUGUUGAAGAAAGGAGCAGAGAAAGGCCUGACCCCUUUCGCCAUCGGAAACAUCAUGUGCCGGGAAAAUCUGACCAGGGAAUCUGUUAUUGAAGAAAUUGUUAGCGAAGCUCAGCGACAGUCAAUUCCUGAAAUGAGUGAAGAAGGUUUUCUUGAAACUAUUUCCCAAGUCAUGGAUAUCCGGCUAGCUGAGCUGAAGUAACUAAUGAGAAUGUAUUAUACAGCCAUCUUUACUUAAUACUACAGAGUAUGUAUUAUCAUUGUAUUGUAUGUUAUGUAUAGUUUGAAAGCUGUAGCAGUCCAGUUUUGGAGGGACUGAUUACCCGUGCCUUGUGGAAAUGUUGAUUGUCUUGAGGUUAUUUGUUGCUUCUGGUCUUCGAAGCGAUAAAUUUUAAACUUGUAUCAGAGAACAGAAGAAUGCCAUUAUGAAAUAAGACAACUAUCAGACCAACAUAUAAGGUCUGAUUUCUGUAAUGAAUCGCAGCGGUUUUUGUAUGAAA